AUGGCUACAGCUAUGCAGGCGAUAGCCAAGGCACUAGGUAAUCAGAUAAACCAGGGUAAUCACGGGAACAAUAAUGAUGAGGACGGUCCUAUGACACUUGCUACAUUUCUAAAAGUUCACCCUCCGACCUUCAGGGGAACCUCAAAUCCCACUGAUGUAGACAAUUGGAUUCAGACUAUGGAACGGGUGCUACAGGCUCAACAGGGAACACGACGUAUCCUGCAGCCUGAUGAUGCUGCGAUUCCUUGGGAGGUUUUUUGGACAGAGUUUUAUAAGAAAUACUUUCCUAAUUCAAUCAGAAAUGCCAAGGAACUUGAAUUGAUGCAAUUAAAGCAGGACCAAAUGUCUGUUACUGAGUAUACUAGCAGGUUUGAGGAGUUAUGUCGCUUUUCUCGUAUCUGUCAAGGUGCGCCUGAAGAUUUUGCUGAGUGGAAGUGUAUUAAAUAUGAGGGAGGUCUUCGGAGCGAUAUUCUGAGCUUCUUUGCUCCAAUGGAGAUUAGAGUAUUUUCUGAAUUGGUGAAUAAGAGUAGGGUGGCUGAAGAAUGUGUGAGGAAGGCGCAGCAGAGAAAGGGAGUCUGA
This is a messenger RNA of Arachis ipaensis, 579 nucleotides long. Lineage: Eukaryota; Viridiplantae; Streptophyta; Magnoliopsida; Fabales; Fabaceae. The record is from RefSeq and is a predicted model, not a curated record.